Molecule: messenger RNA, 1332 nt
Organism: Daldinia childiae
Lineage: Eukaryota; Fungi; Ascomycota; Sordariomycetes; Xylariales; Hypoxylaceae
Exons: 1
Coding region: 1-1332 (443 amino acids)
Source: RefSeq, a predicted model, not a curated record
AUGAGCAGUCAAACUCUACUCAACCUGCUACAGCGCAGGGAAGAGCAGAAUAGAAAAUUGAUUGAGAAUUGGCGUGCCGAGCGUGCCCAUCUGGAGGCUAGUCGCACCCGAGCCGAGGAAAUGUAUCAGGAAGAACGGGCGAUAAUUGACGAGGAACGAAUGAUAUGGAUUGAAGAGAAAAGUAACCUCCAGAGAGAUUUGUCUGAAUGGAAAAAAAGGACAGAAGUAGCUGAAAAGCAGAGGGACGAGAUGGUGAUCCUGCUUAGGAGCAUCCAGACUCAAGGCACUCAAUCAAAGAUAUCGUUUGAUGGUGCUGCUGAGUCUACUAUGGGCUCUCUCAGAGGCGGUGGUCUUAGCAGCGCCGAGACCCAUUCACAGUCAAGUGUCAAUUUUUGGAGCCCAUCAGACGGCACAUCUCCUAAAAGAGUUUUGCCCGGUGAGCUUCACAUCAGCGAAUUUCACGGAUCGACGACGAUGCCAGAGUCGAGACCUUUUAUUCCCUUGGAUCCACGUAUGCAGGGCUCGUCACCAGGAGUGAGCUCGCCAGUGCCCCAGCAAGAUCGUGUUCCCUCUAUCGAUAUACAGGAGGUCAUUCCUGGACUGGAAGGAAUCCGAGUUAGGCCGGAUAUCGUCCAGAAGGCGACAUUUACCGAUGAUAAGCCAGCCGAAUUAUCUCCCGAGUCAACCUUACUCCCUGUCCCUGGAGCUAAGCAGGAAUCAAUUCGUACACGUGUUGUACCAGCUGAUUUGACAAAAGAGACGCUCCAGGCUCCCGAGUCCGAUAGACUUACCAUGCAUGCCGGGCACACACCGAACCACUCUAUCUCCUUAUCUAGGCUCCAUACCGUUGAGUCUACUGAGGUAGUUAACACAGCUGACAGUUCUGGCUCAUCAACCCCCAAGUGCUGUGCUGCGAAGGAUAAGCAGGUUCAAGUGCCCGAGAAAGUCGCGGACUGUCAGACAUCGUGUUGCGGCCUUAAAUGCCCUAAAGCCGCCGAGGCUCAGGACGAACUCGAGGAUGAAAGAGACAAGGAUCCGGAAUUAAAGGGGCCAUUGACCCUUCGCAACCUUCCAGCCGCUGAUGAACCAUUUCUCAAGGCUCUUAAUGACAAGCUUGCCGAUGUUAUCACUCACGAUAUGACUCCUACUGUCCUUAAGCAUGGGAAUUAUUUUAGGCCAGCUGCAUCUGAGCCAAUUAUCGAGACCGGUGAUGAUGGUGCACACGAUGCUCGUGAAGAAUUAGAAGAGAAGGAGCAAGAAAUUCCGCUAAAGUUAAAGCAAUCGAGUAACUUUGGCGCUCCUCUUGGGCAGCUUCGAAAGCCAGCAUUGUAG